UUUGUAAAAAAAUAAACAAUUUCGUUUCAUAUUUGAAAUUCAGGAAUUUUGCUGUUUUGCUGCAAGGUCUCAGAAAUUUGAAAAAAAAAAAAUAAAAGGUUUAUUUGUUCGUGAACAGUUAUUAACUUUGCCAAAAACCGCUCCUUCAUACUCUUGCAACUUGCCAGUACCAAAGCCUGGAAGAAUCUUCACGUACAUAAGGUGUGUUAGUUAAACGGAGCAUAUGGAUACUAAGUUUGGGAAGAUACCAACCCUAACCGAAAGUGAUGUAAACAAGAUUGGAUGUAAACAAAACACAACGGUAUACAGAAGAAACGAAAACGGAGAGAGCGUGCGAGAGCAAAUCUAAAGAGCGCAGGCAAAAUAAAGGCAAAAAACAAAAAGCGGUACAAGGAUAAUGAUGACGAUGUGCCAGACUGUCAAAUCAAAUGAGCAUUUUUACUCACAAACGGCUGUUGGACAUACGAGCGUGCGGAACGUGUUUUAACGCAAAGCAAUUUCAAAGUGGCGGUGUGGCAGACAACAUAAAAUAGGCAAAAUUAGUGAAAUAUCUAAGUGUGUGCGCACAGGCAAAAAUAUACCGUGAAAAUAUGUAUCACUUAAGGCGAAUCAAAUGGAUGUUAUGCUAAAGUUAGCAACAAAUUUCAUUAAAGUGCUCUAAAGUAACGGAAAAGCAAAACGCAAAUUAUAUAAACACACUUCGUCGAAUUUUUAGCUAGAUAUACGCAUAAUAAAAUUUAUUAAAAAAUUGGAAUACAUAUAUAUAUGGAAAUGUAUAUGUGAUUAUAGUGCAAGCAGUUCACAUUUAAGUAUAAUUUAUGCGCAUGUAUCUCUGAUGUGUGCGAUUUGCAUAAACCUGUGUAUACUGUACAUGUGCGAGUAUAAUGAGACACGCUAGGCGUAUGAGUAACCCAAAAUUCCAACUGAAUCAGGCGACGAAGUAAUACCACACACUUGAAAAAAGUGAGAUUUUAAUGAAGCAGUGGAAAAUUUAAACUGCAAAGUGAUUUGCAGUGCGUUUUGACAUACUCACACACAUUUUGCAACAACACACAAAGCAAACAAAGUACUUAUAGUAUUUAAAGAAGAAGAGAAGAAGCGCACGCAAAUACAAUUCAUUUUGACAUACAACACACACACACCCUCACAUAUAUACAGCAGAGAAAAGUUCAAAUUGCUUAAAUUGGUGAAUAAUAUAGUUAUAUGCCCAUUGAGUGCCUUAUAUCCUUUGAUAAUAAUCCUCAAGGUGUUUACUAUGCUGGGCAGGAACUUUCCGGCAUUGUUGACCUCAGCGUCGACGCAACAAAGCGCAUUAAAGCAAUACACAUCACAGUUAGCGGCUAUGCGAAGAUACGCUGGAUAAAAAAGGGUUAUCCGCGCGAUAGCGAGCGUGCGAUGUGCCGCGCUUACCGCUCAUAUCUAUCGUCGCGUUCGUAUGUGCUCGGAUCGUGUGCGAGCAGUUCGUGCAUGGACUGGUCGGCCGGCGAUUACUCGUAUACGUUUCACGUAAUACUGCCAGAUAAUCUGCCCACUUCAUUCGACGGCAAAUAUGGGCAGAUACAUUAUGAGAUUAUCACCACAAUCGAUCGGCCAGCCCGAUAUCCUAAAGUCUUCAAGUUGCCAUUUACGGUAAUACAGCCGUUAGAUUUGAAUUUGGACACGAUUUACAGGGUCCCUCUCGAAAUCCUCGAUCGCAAACGAUUCUGGAGCUUUUGCUGUCCCACAGGACCGUUGACUGUGAAAUUCUCCACACCCUAUUGCGGCUACGCACCCGGCCAAAAAAUUCAUUUCGUCCUUUACAUUAACAACGAAUCGUCCAUUGAUAUCACGGACUGUGAGGUCAAACUGAAGCAAGAAGUCAGCUACGAAUCGCAUGAUCCACAGCAUGAAUAUCGUUAUGAUAAACACCUCAUCGCACGCAAACAAUUCGGUAAUGUUUUGCGUUGGAGUCGUAAAGUUUAUCGUGGAUAUCUCAGUUUACCCUCCAUACCGCCGUCAUCGUUGAAAGUUGUAUGCCCCAUUAAUAUCACUUAUCUAAUCAAGAUUAUAAUUAAGCCAACGGAUUUCCAUUGGAAGAUGAAACUAAAAAUACCGUUAACCAUUGGGAGCAUACCGAUUAUAGAUAGCAUGGCAGCAGUGGCUGGCUUGCCAACUUUACUAGGAACCCAGUAUGCCGUUAGACGUGGCUAUUACAGCGGACGUAGACUGUUUGGGCAAAGUGCAAAUGAGAGCGCGGAGCAGUCAACAGUUGUUGGUGGUGAAGAGGCUGCUGGUGAAGCACCGCAAGAGAGUAAUGAUGCUGAAGCUGCGUCGAAUGUUGGCCGAAGCGAUAUACCCACGCUGGUUAUAACCGAUGGUGACAAUCCGCCCGAUUACAAACUCAUGAUGCCGCCUUCGUAUGAAGAUGCCAUGGCGUUAAGUGAUAAAUUCUGUGAUGACAGCGAAUAUUUGCAAAAUGUCAGCUUAAGUAGUAUUGUUUCCAAUGAAACGACCGAGUCGUUCAAGCCACGCUAUCCCGUCUACUAUGAGUACGAGACGCCAAUCAUACCGCCCGAAACACUCUACGAUGAGUCGCCCUCGCAACUGCGUAUCGAGUUACAGUCUUCGGAUUCGACCGACUCACCACAUCAACCGCUUAGUGCCGCCAGUUUCAAUGCAUUUCGUAAGGAGAAGAAAUAAUGUAAAUACUUAUUUGAUAUAAAUAAUAAUAAACUUUAUAAGCUUAACUAAUGGAAUUAAAAUCAUGUAACAUGCCUGCAGUGAAAUUAAUUACUAGUUCUUAGCCAUCUGAUAAAUACGACUGAACCUAUUAUUCGACCAUUUUGUGUUAACAAUAUUUUUUACUCCACGUGAUCUUGAAAUAUAAUUUAAUUGGAUAACAAUAUAAUUUAUUGAA
Bactrocera latifrons is the source of this 2896-nucleotide messenger RNA. Its product is annotated as arrestin domain-containing protein 17. The coding region runs from base 1204 to 2679 and encodes 491 amino acids. The record is from RefSeq and is a predicted model, not a curated record. Gene Ontology annotation, biological process: protein transport. Gene Ontology annotation, cellular component: cytoplasm. NCBI's taxonomy places the organism in Eukaryota, Metazoa, Arthropoda, Insecta, Diptera, Tephritidae. The transcript is spliced from 6 exons.